Messenger RNA from Centruroides sculpturatus (bark scorpion), 1061 nucleotides. RefSeq lists its product as uncharacterized. The record is from RefSeq and is a predicted model, not a curated record. Bases 86 to 937 code for a protein of 283 amino acids. The transcript is spliced from 9 exons. Lineage: Eukaryota; Metazoa; Arthropoda; Arachnida; Scorpiones; Buthidae.
UCCGGUUAAAGAGAGGAUAUAAAUAUGGAACGUUCUCCUUCCCUGACUUUCAGUAAAGUCUUUAAAACUACUCGAACAGAACAAAAUGUCUUUACGUUGGAUAAUUUUCAGUUGUUUUUUUACAUUCUGCAUGGCAGAGCCAACAUGGGACACAUUAAGAGUGACUUGGGGAAUGAAUAUUUUAAGUUCCAUUAAUUUUGCUAAGAUGCCUCUAACAAUUGGAGAGACUUCAGGAAAGGGAUUCAGGAAAUUACCUGGAGAAUGUUCUGGUGGAAAGUUUUACGGUCAUCGUUAUAUCAAAGGACAAGAUUCAGCGAUCGUAUUGAUCUAUGAUUCUAAAGGUUACGUAGCAGGAAUACAAACGGGUAUACCAGCCUAUUUCAUUAAGCAAAUGAACACCGAUUAUCCGUAUUCCAAGACCCCUUCGUUCCAGUUGGACAAAAUCGAUGACGAAGAUGUUUAUUUUCUUACAGCUUAUUUUGUGGAUCCUCAAACAAUCUGCAAAAGUGAACGAUCGCAUGACGAAUUCGAAAAAAAUAUUGGUAAUGGUUUAUGGUUUCAGAAUGGUAUCAAUCCAUUAGAAAGUUCCUUAAAGGUUCCUUUAUAUGAAAAAAAUGUUACUGAUAAAAAGUGGACUAAAGGAGGCUGUUAUAGAACAAUGGGUCAACAUUAUUGGUAUAAUCUCUCAGAAGAUAUGGAUUGCGAUAAGUUCUUUCCAUUCUUUUUGAUGUACAACAGAGAAAAAUUAACAGGUUUUGGGUUUGCUCUUCUUGGAAAUUUUCAAUUUACUAGUAGAUAUGAACAUCCAAACAAAGAUUCAUUAUCGAGAUUUUUGGAUCCUGUUCCCAAAUGCUUAAACAAAGAAUAUGAUAAGGCUGGAGGAUUUACUUCUUUACACGUUUACUUCACAGUACGUCCUUGGAAUUUGUUUUGCUGAACGACAACCUCUAAGAAUAUCUACAACGAAAGUAUGAUCAAUGAAUAAUAAGGAUCUACACUAUGCAUCAGAAUAAUAAAAUUGUAAAAUUUACAUUUAAUAGAAAUAAAUUACUAAAUGAAAA